GGCUUGGAAUUCACAACAACCAAAAAGAUCCUGCUGCGCUUCGAGCACGCGUUCUGACCAAGUCUGACUUCCUCCUCCUCUGCCUUGUACAGCUUCUCCCUCGUGAACGAAGAGUUCGCUCUCAGUACUGGACUGGCCAUUCGGUUGGCCUCGUCGCUGCGGCACGCCAACAGCGAGGUAGUGCUGCCUUUCCCGCCAGCCCAGCCUAGCCCAGUGUCCCUGCCUUACCCACCCUUACGUACCCGUACUUACCCCCCAUCCCACUUUUUCGAAAUUGUGCUCUGUCACCCACCGUACCACCAACACCCUCCGACAGUGACGAGCAGCACUUUGAGCUUGCAGUCAAAAUGGCGGACAAACUUACCAGAAUCGCUAUCGUCAACAGCGACAAGUGCAAACCUAAAAAAUGUCGUCAAGAAUGCAAGAAAUCAUGCCCUGUCGUCCGCACAGGAAAGCUGUGCAUUGAGGUAACGGCAGACUCAAAGAUCGCCUUUAUAAGCGAGUCCCUCUGCAUCGGUUGCGGUAUCUGCCCAAAGAAGUGUCCCUUUGAUGCUAUCACCAUCAUCAACCUGCCCACGAACCUUGAGUCCCAGGUCACACACAGAUACAGCGCCAACUCGUUCAAGCUGCAUAGACUGCCGACCCCACGACCGGGCCAAGUCCUUGGCUUAGUCGGUACGAACGGUAUUGGCAAGUCUACCGCCUUGAAGAUUCUGUCCGGCAAGCUCAAGCCCAACUUGGGUCGGUACGACAAUCCGCCCGACUGGCAGGAGAUUCUGAGAUAUUUCCGUGGUAACGAGCUUCAGAACUACUUCACCAAGGUGCUCGAGGACAAUUUGCAUGCCGUUGUGAAGCCACAGUAUGUGGAUCAGAUCCCCAAGGCUAUCAAGGGGCCUGUGACUGCCGUAGGCGAGCUUGUCAAGAGCCGCUCUGCGAACGAUAACUUUGACGAGAUCAUCGACGUGCUUGAACUUCGCCAUCUCUACGACCGAGAUGUCAAGCUCCUAUCCGGUGGAGAGCUGCAACGUUUUGCCAUCGGCACCGUAUGUGUCCAGAAAGCCGACGUCUAUAUGUUCGACGAGCCCUCGUCCUUCUUGGAUGUCAAACAACGUCUCAAUGCCGGCCGCAUGAUCCGCAGCCUGUUGCAUCCUGAUGACUAUGUCAUUGUCGUCGAACACGACUUGUCCAUUCUAGAUUACCUUUCUGACUUUGUUUGCGUGCUGUACGGCAAGCCGGCCGUAUACGGUGUUGUAUCGCUGCCUGCCUCUGUCCGAGAAGGCAUCAACAUCUUCCUCGACGGUCACAUUCCUACCGAGAAUCUGCGCUUCCGUGAGGAGUCUUUGCAGUUCCGCAUCGGCGAGGCUGGAGAAGAAUACGCCGUUGACGCGUCGCGCGCCUACUCGUAUCCGACACUAGAGAAGACUCUUGGCGACUUCCAUCUCAAAGUUGAGAAGGGUGAAUUCACCAAUUCGGAGAUCAUUGUCAUGAUGGGUGAAAAUGGAACAGGCAAGACGACGUUCUGUCGCAUGCUUGCUGGUGCCGAAAAACCCGAUGGCACCAAAAAGAUGCCUCCGCUUAACAUUAGCAUGAAGCCUCAGAAGAUCAACCCCAAAUUCCAGGGCACCGUUCGCCAGCUGUUCUUCAAGAAGAUCAAGGCUUCGUUCCUGUCGCCCCAGUUCCAGACCGACGUGUAUAAGCCGCUCAAGAUCGAUGACUUCAUCGAUCAGGAGGUGCAAAACUUGUCUGGCGGUGAAUUGCAGCGUGUUGCCAUCGUGCUUGCUUUGGGCAUGCCUGCAGACAUCUACGUUAUUGACGAACCUUCGGCCUACCUUGACUCAGAACAGCGUAUCAUCGCCGCACGCGUGAUCAAGCGCUUCAUCAUGCACGCCAAGAAAACCGCUUUCGUCGUCGAACACGACUUCAUCAUGGCUACAUACCUUGCAGACCGCGUCAUCGUGUUCGAUGGCCAACCCGGCAAGGACGCCCGCGCCAACUCGCCCGAGAGCCUGCAGACAGGUUGUAACCGUUUCCUGAAGAACUUGGAUGUCACCUUCCGCCGCGAUCCGGUCUCGUACCGGCCACGCAUUAACAAGUUGAACUCGCAGCUGGAUCAGGAGCAGAAGUUGAACGGCAACUUCUUCUUCUUGGAAGAUGAAAGUUGAGGUUAUUUUUGUUAACGCCAAGGGUGAACGCAACGAUGGAAACGGUCAUGGCAAAUAUGAUAGGGAGAAGAAAAGGGACCGCCGCCGACGCCGUCAACAACAUGGGAAGAGACGGGCUCCUAACCUGCUCGGUAUGAGCUUGGGCGGUGCAGCCGCUCGACCUCGCCGCCAAGCUGGGCUUCCCGACGAGGAGGCCGUCGCUGCGGAAGACGACGACGAAGAUGACAAGGGAGAAGUGUGGCGCGUCUACCUCCUGUCGCAGCGAACAUCUUCUGCCGUCCGAUGGUUUUCGAGGACACAGACCAAGAAGAGCUGUGCGCUGAACGGGUCAAGAUAAGGUGAUCGCCACAGCAGUCAUCACGUCUCACGAUCAGACAAAAAAAUAUCAAGGACGGAUCUGGACCCCGUCUGUUUGCCAUCUGAACGGACCGCAAGUAGAUAGAAAAACAGAAUCUCAUCUCGCACCCUGCGAGGACUAACAUUAAAAUUGAACAAGUCUAGUUAUUUGCACCCUCUCCGCCGAAAUGCCACGCAGAUAUGCUAGGGCGGUCGCGGUGUGACCCUCUUAGCGACCUGGUCUUGAAAACCGGUGUUUCUCUCCUUACUCCCCGCAGAGAAAAAGAAUGUAGUAGCACAUUGAUAACCCUUUAGCGCUCACGCUGCGCGUCACGUGUAAAUGCAUGAAAGGAAGCCUCUUGCUUGCGGAGGUCUUAAACAGACAGGACCUGGCUGGACCUUUGGAGCAGUUCCCGGGUCCUGCUGGUGGCUGCACCUGAGCAAGAGAGAUGAUAAAUGCUGGAUGUUCGGACACUAGCUUGUACCGCAUAGCGACGUUCCGCUGUGAGCACGCAGCAGACAUGACUUGUCGCAGCGGUCGAGUGCUGACGUGACGGAGCGCCUCUGGGGCUGCUAGGCCAGCGAGAUAACGGGAUUGGUUCUCUACACACACUCACACGCACGCACGCGAUGCACGCGAAAUUCAAACUCAGGCAGCACGAACAAACGAAUUCAAACUUUUCUGCAUGCUAAGAAGAAUGGAAAGCUACAUACCGCAAGAUAAACCAGAUGGGAGGGCAAGCACCACGCCUUCACUUUUUCCCUUGCCGCUGCUUGCCUUUGCCAGUCAUUCAUCGGAUAAAAAAAGGAGUUAAAAGAGUCUAUUAGCCAUAAUGUCCUCGAAUCAAGGCAAGGGGCG
This is a messenger RNA of Verruconis gallopava, 3357 nucleotides long. RefSeq names its product translation initiation factor RLI1. Lineage: Eukaryota; Fungi; Ascomycota; Dothideomycetes; Venturiales; Sympoventuriaceae. The transcript has 7 exons. The record is from RefSeq and is a predicted model, not a curated record. Bases 348 to 2162 code for a protein of 604 amino acids. Gene Ontology annotation, biological process: translational termination; translational initiation; ribosomal subunit export from nucleus. Gene Ontology annotation, molecular function: ATP binding; ATP hydrolysis activity; ribosomal small subunit binding.